AUGGCGGCGGUCGCAUCCUGGGGCUGCCGGAAAUACCUCUUAAAUGCGUGGCUUGUAUCCAGACAAUCCGCCGGCCCGGUGCAGCACCCCUCCUGCGUGUGCCGAACGAGCAGAUUGGCGUUAGAAUUUUAUCAGUCUAGAUGUUCUUCCUCCGGCCAUCGGAAAGGUUUCAUCUCGGGCUUCGUGGAGAACAUCAAGCAGGAGCUGGCCAAGAACAAGGAGAUGAAGGAUAGCAUCAAGAAAUUCCGAGACGAAGCUAAGAAGUUGGAAGAAUCGGAGGCCCUUCAGGAAGCGAGGCGGAAAUACAAAACCAUCGAGUCUGAAACCGUCAGGACUUCGGAAGUGCUGAAAAAGAAGCUGGGAGAAAUCAGUGGCACCGUCAAAGAGAGCAUAGAUGAAGUCAGCAAGAGCGAGAUCGGCCGGAAGAUCAAGGAAGGCAUGGAGGAAGCGGCCAAAACAGCAAAGCAUUCUGCAGAAACAGUCUCCAAGGGAGGAGAAAAGCUGGGCCGGACGGCAGCAUUCAAGGCCAUUUCUCAGGGCAUGGAGACCGUCCGGAAGGAGAUUGACGACAGCGUGCUGGGCCAGAUGGGGCCUUACCGGCGUCCCGAGAGACUCCGGAAAAGGACAGAAUCUGCCGGCGAAAGGAUGAAGGACGAGCGGAUAUUCGAAGCCAACGAGCAAGCGAUGGGCAUGGUCCUGCACAAAGACUCCAAGUGGUACCAGCAGUGGAAGGAGUUCAAGGACAAGAACGUGGUCUUCAACCGCUUCUUCGAAAUGAAGAUGAAGUACGACGAGAGUGACAACGCCCUCAUCCGUGCCUCCCGCGUCAUGACGGACAAAGUGACCGACUUCAUAGGGGGUCUCUUCUCCAAGACGGAGAUGUCCGAAGUCCUCACGGAGAUCCUGCGGGUCGAUCCCACCUUCGACAAGGACCAGUUCCUCAAGCAGUGCCAGGCCGACAUCAUCCCCAACAUUCUCGAGGCUAUGAUCUCCGGAGAGCUGGACAUACUCAAGGACUGGUGCUACGAAGCGACCUACAGCCAGCUGGCCCAGCCCAUCCAGCAGGCCAGGGCCAUGGGGCUCCAGUUCCACUCCAAAAUCCUGGACGUGGACAACGUGGACCUGGCGAUGGGGAAGAUGAUGGAGCAGGGGCCGGUGUUGAUCAUCACCUUCCAGGCUCAGUUGGUGAUGGUGCUGAAGAACCCGAAGGGAGAGGUCGUGGAAGGAGAUCCGGAGAAGGUCUUGCGGAUGCUGUACGUCUGGGCCCUCUGCCGGGACCCCGAAGAGCUGAACCCCUUCGCUGCCUGGCGGCUGUUGGAUAUCUCUACCUCAAGCACCGAGCAGAUCCUAUGA
Messenger RNA from Protobothrops mucrosquamatus (brown spotted pit viper), 1353 nucleotides. It is a transcript of the gene TIMM44, whose product is annotated as translocase of inner mitochondrial membrane 44. Lineage: Eukaryota; Metazoa; Chordata; Lepidosauria; Squamata; Viperidae. The coding region runs from base 1 to 1353 and encodes 450 amino acids. The record is from RefSeq and is a predicted model, not a curated record. Gene Ontology annotation, biological process: protein import into mitochondrial matrix. Gene Ontology annotation, cellular component: mitochondrial inner membrane. The transcript is spliced from 13 exons. Gene Ontology annotation, molecular function: protein-folding chaperone binding.